Molecule: messenger RNA, 2167 nt
Organism: Bursaphelenchus xylophilus (pine wood nematode)
Lineage: Eukaryota; Metazoa; Nematoda; Chromadorea; Rhabditida; Aphelenchoididae
Source: the annotation of a GenBank genome assembly
AUGAGUGCGGAAGCCGGCCAAGUACAUAACGUUCGCCUUCUCGAUGAACCUUUCCCCACCGAGCCGGCUGCCGUCAAGAUUCUGCAGCCGGUCGAGGAGGACCACAGUUUCUUGUUGAACGAAAACUUUCUUCACAAAAUCUUGGCUGAUCCAAAGUAUGCGGAGAAAAAGGUGAGUGUUUUUGUUUUUUCAUUGGAUUUUAGGUUAAAUGAGGUUUAACAUGCCUGAUUUCGCCGUUGUCUUGGAACGGCUUUUUGUGAACUCGAAUAUUAUAGUACCCUUCUGGUGUAAUAUGAAUUAUUUUGCAGGUUUGUGUGAUCGGUGUCGCCGGGAAGUUCAGAAAAGGCAAAUCGUUCCUCCUGAAUUUCUUUUUGAGAUAUCUCAAGUUCCUCAGUGAAGGAGGUAAUCCGGAAAAUGAUUGGUUGGAAACCGAAUCAAGUUUGGUCGGAUUCUCAUGGCGAGGAGGGUCGGAAAGGGAUACUGAUGGUAUCCUCUGGUGGUCUGAGCCAUUUUUAUUGAAGGUGGGUCGAUUAUAUUGCUUUUUGAUUUGAAUUUUUUUACUGUAUUAGAUGGAGUGACAUUAUUCUUGGUUUUAGAACCAAGAUGGUGAAGAUGUGGUGGUAUUAUUGAUGGAUACUCAAGGUGCUUUUGAUUCUCAGAGCACUGUUAAGGAUUGUGCAACAGUUUUUGCCUUAUCAACCAUGAUUUCGUCUAUUCAGGUAAAUCUUGGCAUAAACCAUUGUCUAAAGUUUAGGAAUACCGCUGAUGAACUGAUUUCAGAUCUAUAAUCUACAAAACAAUAUCCACGAGGAUGAUCUGCAGCAUCUGCAGCUGUUUACAGAGUAUGGUCGAUUAGCCAUGGAGGAAAAUGAAAACCAGUCCAAGCCUUUCCAGUCUCUUGUGUUCUUGGUGCGUGAUUGGCCUUCUCCCUACGACAUGGAAUACGGAUUCCAAGGAGGACACCGGCUCUUGGAAACAAGACUUCAGGUCAACGACAGACAACACAAUGAACUCCAACAGAUACGGAAACACAUCAAGGAGUCUUUUGAGGAAAUUAAAUGCUUCUUGAUGCCACAUCCCGGUCUGGAAGUCGCAAACAGCCCUCCAGGAUGGAAGGGAGGUCUUGAUGUAAGCUUUAGAAAGGAAAAUUUUAAUAUUUUGAUGAUUUUGAUAUGAAAAUAUUCUUUGAUUAGGUUGAUGCAUAAUUACCCGGCGUUUUUAUUAAUAGUAUUCACGAGCUACUGACCAAUUUAAUGAUUUUAUUAAUUCAGGCCAUCCAUAAUGACUUCAAGUCCUACCUUCGGCAAUUCAUUCCCCGCAUCCUCGACCCAAAAACCUUGAUCCCCAAGUCCAUCAAUGGUCAGCCCGUCACCUGCAGAGAAUUGAUGGUCUACCUCAAAGCUUAUAUUGAGAUUUUCUCGGGCGAAGACAUGCCCGAACCAAAGACCGUCCUCUCAGCGACAGCCGAAGCCAACAAUUUGGCCGCCACCUCAUCGGCCAAGGCUUUGUAUGUAAAGAAAAUGGAGGAAGUUUGUGGCGGAGACUCACCGUACAUAUCGAGCGCCGAAUUGGAAGACGAACAUUUGAGGUGUCGGAAUGAAGCGAUCAGGUUCUUCAAGAAUGCCAAAAAGAUGGGAGGAACCGAAUUGGCUCUUCAGUUUUUGGAAAGGCUGGAACAGGAUAUUACGGUAGGUUGAGUGAUAAAAUAUUGCCUAAAAUAAGGUGUGAAUUGUAAAGUAAUAUAAAUAGAGUGUAUCUUGGUGUUGGAUAGUAAUGUUUUUGCCUUUAGGAAGCUUUCGAGUCCUUCGUCAAGCAGAAUCAAUCCAAGAACUUGUUCAAAUCAAUGCGAACCCCAGCUGUUUUGGUCUCAUUCAUGAUCUUCAAUUACUUUUGUCAAGAAAUCCUUCAACUCAUCGGAUUGGACGGUCUAGCCUCGAUCUUCUCUCUCCUCCUCACCUUGAUCAUCGUCGCCCUGGGCACCUGGGUCUACUCCCGAUACUCUGGCAACAUCCGUGACAUUGCCGGAGGCAUCGAUCAAUCUGUCACAUGGGUCUGGGAAAAUGUGCUCUCACAACACGUCGGAAGCGCCGUCGGAGUCGCCGGACAACUUCAUCAACUCGCCAAUGCCACCGCGCCCGCAACGUCUCAGCAUCACAAACAGCGCUAA